Molecule: messenger RNA, 5769 nt
Organism: Pecten maximus
Lineage: Eukaryota; Metazoa; Mollusca; Bivalvia; Pectinida; Pectinidae
Product: CLK4-associating serine/arginine rich protein-like
Exons: 21
Coding region: 73-2502 (809 amino acids)
Source: RefSeq, a predicted model, not a curated record
CUUAUUUCCGGUUAAAUGGCGGCGAAAAGUUGGAAGGUAUUCAUAUUCGGGUGAUAGUCUCCCAAGUACAACAUGUGGCAUGAGGCGAGGAAGCAGGAGAAAAAGAUUCGGGGGUUGAUGGUUGAUUACAAGAAAAGGGCAGAGAGAAGAAGAGAAUUUUACGAAAAAAUUAAACUAGAUCCUACCCAGUUUUUGCGAAUCUACGGACGGCCAUGCAAGAUAAACCUCGACCAGGCAGUGGCUAUUGCUGCGGAAUCCCCACAGAGCAUGAUGCCCUGGCAGGGACAGACGGAUAACAUGAUUGACAGAUUUGAUGUCCGGGCACAUCUCGACUACCUGCCACAUUUCAACAUAGCUGCCCCUCCUACACUGACUAGGCAUGAAGAAGAGGAAGAACGACUUUGUUGUUAUGAAAGAUACAGAACACUAGUUGAAAACGAAUGUUCUGGCUUGACUGAGGAACAGUGUCUACAACAGAUAGCGAUUGAUGAACAGUUUGGUGCAGCUAACAGAGCAUUUCAGAUUGAAGAAGAGAAGAAAAAACUUGCAGGGAAGAAGGCUGCCAUUGGUUACACAUAUACAGACAGUACUCCCGCCCCGGAGGAGCCAGAGGAGGAGGAGAAUGAUAGUGAUGAUAGCAGUGACACUGAUGUUGAGGUGGCCGACUUAGAUAUCACUCUUGAUGUUGAUACCCUGAACCCGGAGCAGUUGACCAUGUUGAAUCAGUGUGCUCAGCUGUUUGGCAUGAAGGAAGAAGAUUAUACUAGGCUGUUGUCUAAAGAUAAGGAAGAAAUCGAGGCUUUAAGGCAGGCGAAGAUGCUGGAAGAAGAAAAAGCUCAGUUUAAGGGUCGGAAAUCAAGGAGAGAAAGAAGGGCAUACAAGGAAAAGCGAUUGGCUGGUCGUAAGCUGAGUCCACCGAGUUAUGCUGCUCGAGACAGUCCCAAGUAUGAACCAUACAGGAAAAGAUCGUCCUCUUCAUCAAAGUCGAGGUCUCGUUCCCGCUCCAAAUCACCAGAGGCUGGAGGGAAGGUCAUGUUUAUCACGAGUUUUGGUGCUGAUAGUGAGGAGGAAGGAGCCAUCCAUGGACCAGCACUUCCACCUAAAAAUAACGAGAACAACGGCAAACCUGAGGCUAAAAAGUCACCAUCGUGUGAAAAGAAAUCUUCAAAAGUUAAACCUGAAAAGGACAGGAAUCGGAGGUCAAGGUCAAAAUCUCCUCGAUCAAGGUCACCACAAAGACAUAGCAGUCAUAGUUCAAGGACACCUAGAAAGAGGUCACGAUCAAGGUCAAGAGACCACGAUCGAGACAGAGAUAGAAACCACAGCAGUUAUCAAGGAAGGGACCGUUAUGGGCCCCCGCCGCCGCCGCCGCGAGCUGGCUGGCGGGACGGUCGAGAUUAUAGGGAUAGUCGAGACCAUAGGGAUAAUCGUGAUUUCAGAGAAAGUCGUGAUUAUCGAGAUAGUCGUGACUACAGGGAUAAUCGGGAUGGACGGGAUGGCAGAGAUCGUGGUUAUAGAGGUAAUUCUGAACGUGACAGAGACCGAGAUGGAAGAGAUAGUCGCGACGAUCGAGAUGGACGAGGCUAUAGGAAUAUUCGUGACAGCCGGGAUCGGGACGGGCGAGAUUAUAGGGACAAUCGUGAUGGCAGGAAUCGGAGAAAUUCAUCACCCCUGAAAAGUUCUUCAUCGAAAAGGAGAAGGUCCAGUAGCAGUUCCUCAUCUAAAUCAAGGUCAAGAAAGUCUAGAUCAAGGUCACGAAAGUCUAGAUCAAUGUCACGAAAGUCUAGAUCAAGUUCAACGAAGUCGAGGUCAAGAAAGUCAAGGUCAAGGUCACAAAAAUCUAGGUCACUGUCACGAUCCAGGAGGUCUGCAUCAAGAGGUUCAUCACGUUCAUCAAGCUCAUCAUCGUUUUCCAGCAGAUCAUCAUUGUCAAGGUCACCUUCCUCAAAAUCAAGGUCAAAGUCACCUUCACCAGUGCAGAGUAAACCGGACCCAGUAAUAAAGAGGUAUCGUCGGGAAAGUCUGUCGUCCAAAUCAAGUGACAGCGAGUCGGACGCGGAGAAAGAGAGCAAAUCUAUUAAACCCUCCAGGCCCCCUGGUGCAGCUGUGGUCGGUAAACUGACACCUCUAGCUCCUCAAUUAUCAGCCCGUGAAAAGCUGAAAAGAAAAAUGCAAGCAGCUUUAAAUCGACAAUAUAAAGCAGAUAAGAAGGCAGAGGUCCAGAGAAUGGAAAAGGUUGAACGGGAACGAGUGGACAGAGAAGAAGAGCUACGCCUUCGAGCAUUGGAGAUGCGGCGCAAGGAGAGGGAGCGUAGACACCGGGAGCGAGAGAAGGACAACAGCAGUAGUGAUGAUCAUGAGAAAGUGACGCAUUCACCGGUAUCAAGGAAACGUAACUCAAGUCGUAGCCCGUCUCCUAACCCAGUCAUCAGGCACAGAAAACGCAGGUCAAGAUCAAGAUCAAGGUCACCUCAUCGUAAUAGUAAACUUGUGUCCUACUGAAGUUCUCCAGAUCGUAAUAGUAAACUUGUGUCCUACUGAAGGUAUCCAGAUCGUAAUAGUAAACUUGUGUCCUACUGAAGGUCUCCACAUCGUAAUAGUAAACUUGUGUCCUUCUGAGUGGAAUACUGGCAAUAUGUCAAGGCUUUAUUCAGGACCAGGAUAUCUGGAGUAAACAUUUAGGACCUGUCUACUCAUAUUGGUGGUGAUUUAGGAUAUCUGGACUAAACAUCUUGGACCUGUCUACUCAUAUUGGUGGUGAUUUAGGAUCGGAUAUCUGGAGUAAACAUCUAGGACUUGUCUACUCAUAUUGGUGGUGAUUUAGGAUCGGAUAUCUGGAGUAAACAUCUAGGACUUGUCUACUCAUAUUGGUGGUGAUUUAGGAUCGGAUAUCUGGAGUAAACAUCUAGGACUUGUCUACUCAUAUUGGUGGUGAUUUAGGAUCGGAUAUCUGGAGUAAACAUCUAGGACUUAGCUACAUGUACUUGUACUGGUCGAGAAUAGAGACCCAAACAAUCUGCAGAAAACUCCAGGUCUCUUACUGAUAUUGGUAGAGAAUUGAUUGAGACUCGAGUAUUUACAGAAAACAUCAAGGUCUAUCUUACUCAUGUUGGUCGAGACCAGAGUAUUCAGACCUUGUCUACUCAUACUGGUGAUGAUUUGGGAUUCUGAGCAUCCUCAUUAAACAUACAAUAUGCAUCCAGGCAUGUUCUCACUUACUUGUGCUGGCCAAGUACCGAACCACCCUGAUCAUGUGUCACAGCUACUGGACAGAAAAAGGAUCGAGAGAUACACGGACCGUGUCUCUGAAGGAUUGUCCGAGUUAUGUGUCUCCGAAGGAUUGUCCGAGUUGUGUGAUACAGAGUAAUGAUAGCACUCACUAGACAUAUCAUUUACUUUCCCAUUUAGUCCUUACACGGUAAAAUCAGGAUUUCUUCACAACCUGGAGCAUUUCGGGGAGGAGAAAAUAAAUUGCAGCAUGUGGAGUUUUAAAGUACUAUUAUCAUAAAUCAUUCAAAUUUGAAGUUUCAUACAAAAAGUAUAUAGAGUGUUGGUCCCAUUGUGUUUUUAUGCAGAACUUGAUAAUCAAGGGGUCAGGUUGACACAGUGGUAACACACUUUUUUUUCACCUAGGGGGCUGGGGUUCGAUUUCCUUAUCAGACGUGAAAAGGUAUGUGGUCACAUGUCCGACCACGAGGAUUUCCCCCUGGUACUCCGGUUUCCUCCCAAAUUACGACCCCUGGUGCGUUUCCAUCCGGGCCAACAAGCGUGAUUAAUAUAAGUUGAUAUAACUUGUUUCCCAAUUGUUGUAAAAUAAAUAAAGUUUUAAUUUUUUUUGAUAAUCAGGUCUAAGCUGUACAAAUGCUUUGCUGUUUUUCUGUGUAGAUACUAGUAAAAUGGUGAUCUAGGGUUUACACGUGAUGUGUGUCUAUUCUAAAUAUACCUGUUAAUGAAUAAUUAAUCAUACGACUGGAGUUAAAGUUCCAGGUGAAUAUUAACUUUAUAUUAGAAUAUGGAAAGCUGCUCAAAAACCCUUUAACAGUUAUUCUAUAAAGUCGACCCGUGAAAUCAAUCACGGCUCUGGUAUGAAACUUUUGAAUUUCUCUUUAUUAUCAAUUUAGAGCUGUCGUCAAUGAUAGAUAAAUACACUAUUUUUGUAACGGUGAAAUAAUUUUGAAAUAAAAAAAGAGCCAAACCCCAGAUAUUUUCAUGUCACAUUUGCAGAAUCUUUGAAUUCUACAAUUUAGGAAUUUUCAUACAUGAAGAUUAACAGCAAUCAUGGCACUUGUUGUUCUGUUUUAUCAGAUUUUUAACCAUGAAUUGUUAUAUUAAGCUUGACAAGCAGGGUACUUGUAUGAAAAAGGUUUUUCCCUUUGUAAUUUGUGUUGACUUUGAUCAAAGAAAUUAUUAAAUACAAAAUUCUUGCUAUGCUUGAAAGUUUGUGAUAAUGAAUUUAGAAUUUAUGGCAUAAUGCUGUUAUACUCUAUAACAUAUGGGAGUGAUAUGCUGAAACGAGAUGUUCAGGAUUUAUGAUUUUAGAAGAAAUGUGUGUUCAAUAGUUAUCUCUUUCUGUACAUUUUCUGUUGCACUCUGAUAGAAUGUUUUUGUACAAUACAUCUGUGAAAGAUUGAGCUUACCGUAAAAACCUGUGUAAACUUGAAAAUGUCUCUACCUGUAUAAUUUGCACACCCCAACUUUAAACUUUAUUUUAGUACAAAAACACUGUGCAGAUUACACAAAUUUUUACGGUAAACUACAUGUAUAUGUAUAUCAACACCAUACCUUUAUAUUAUAGCAUCAAUCUGCGGCUGAAUAAGAAUUUUGGGGUCAUCGGUCAGAAUUAUAGGGUCAAUGGUCACUCUAGAUAAUUUUUGAUUUAAACUGAUUGUAUACACAUAAUAUUUACACCAUCUUAUUUAAACAUUAUGUUCUACUCCUGAUGAGAUUAUGGUGAUCAUAAGGGUCAAAGGUCACACAAUGUUAAGGUAAAGGGGUAAGUGGGAGGUAUAUCAGUUUGUUUUUAUUGUCUUGUUAUGUUACAUCCUUGUUACGGUACCCCAUUACUAUCCACUGCCGUACAUUCUCAGUGCUGUGGACAAUAUUGUCUACUGUUUAGUUGUAAUAAAUUUUAAUGCUGGCUCACUAUUUGACCUAAUUACAACUUAAGACAUUUGAUGUUGCCAUGACUAUGUAUAGCAAUUUUGGACUGAUGAACUCAAAACAUUGACUUCAUCUGAUUCAGAUUGUUCAUGGCUUCAUUGACUGAUAGGUCAAGUAUCUAGUAUUCUAACAGUCUUAAGUUUGUUAUCCCUAUUUCUCAGAAAGUUCGUAUAUCUUUCUUAGAUUUCAUAUAAGGUUUUCCUUGUUAUCAAGUUAGAGAGAAGGUAGAAAAUUAGAGGAAGGAUCAGUCUUACCUAUAUAUAGAAUAUAUAGAACCAAACAUUAAAUGAUCAUUCAGUGGUCGCACCAAGAUCCUUCUGGAAUCUCGUGUUGUUUUUAAGCACAGGCAUUUGGAUCAUAUAGCAAUUAGCAAAACUUGAAUAUCUAGCUCCCUACUGUUUUGCAAUUUUUCAAUUACCCUUGGGGUCUAAUUGAUCCACUACAGUAAGACCCGUGGUUGUUUUGUUCUUUAGUUGUGCAGAGUUGUACAGUAGUUAUAUUAACUUACCAUCAGAAGAAAUUCUUAUUUGUUAUUUCAAACUAUAUUUCAAUGAAAGGCUUUGUGUUAUUGCUGUAUGUAUAUGGAAUAAAGUACAUUUUGAAAUUUUA